AUGUUUACCAGGACAGGUACAUUGAGCGCAACCGGUCUCAGUUGUUUUGCAUUCCUCACAAUUUUUUCUUUUUUUGCAACAAUUCUGACUAUCUCAUGGCUAUCAAUCAGUGCGUUUUAUGGAUUGCGCCCAUCUGCAUCCGCUUGGACGAAUGCAUCGAAUGUUGCCAAAACAGCUGGCAGUGAGUGUGUUCUUCCGCAACUAGACCCGUGGGAUGAAUGGAUGAUGAAAUUUGUACAUAAAAGCUACGAUGUGACCGAAAGUGAAUGUGCGGUAAAGCCGAAAAAGGUUCGAACCGAACUGCGCAGGAAUACUUUAUGGAGUGUCGUUGAGGAGAAUGAAAGUAUGCUAUAA
Messenger RNA from Anisakis simplex (herring worm), 354 nucleotides. Lineage: Eukaryota; Metazoa; Nematoda; Chromadorea; Rhabditida; Anisakidae. The record is from the annotation of a GenBank genome assembly.